Molecule: messenger RNA, 1417 nt
Organism: Hymenoscyphus albidus
Lineage: Eukaryota; Fungi; Ascomycota; Leotiomycetes; Helotiales; Helotiaceae
Source: the annotation of a GenBank genome assembly
AUGGCACUAACCCACCUCGGGUAUCCGGGGAAACUCCUCGAACUCGACGAUGGAACAACAUACGCAUACCUCUACCUCGCCGCAACCACCGCAACAAUGACGACCUUCCUCCUCCUGCACGGAUUCCCGAGUUCGAGCUACGACUGGCGCAUCCAGAUCCAGAACUUGACGGAUGCAGGGUAUGGAGUCCUAGUACCUGAUUUGUUGGGGUACGGGGAUACGGAUAAACCUGUGGGUGUGGAGAGUUAUCGGUGGAAGAGGAUGGCGGCGCAUAUUGUGGAGAUCUUGGAGCAUGAGGGGUUGGAGAGUGUGGUGGGGGUGGGGCAUGAUCAGUAUGUUGUGUUACUCUUUUUUUUCUCUUUUUCAUCUUUGGCUCUUUCUCUGUUGAGGUGUUUUGAGUUCAUGUCUCCAAUACUUGAUGCACAUUUUACUCUUUGAUAUAAAGUCGCAAGUGAUCCAAACCAUUACACCCAAACUAACAUCCAUACCCAAAAGUGGUUGCAACCUCCUCUCACCCCUCCACUAUUACCAUCCCGAAAAGUUCUCCUCUCUAGUCUUCGUCUCAGUCCCUUACUCAGAACCAGGGCCCUUCGACAUAGGUAUCUCUUAACGCCCCUCCCCCUUCCCAUGUGAGUUUAACUAACACUAACAUCCCCCUUCCAGAUACCCUCAACAUCCAAACCAAAGAACGAUUCGGCUACUCCCUCUACGACUACUGGAAAUUCUUCAAUGAAAGCUCUGCCGCCUCGGUUAUAGAAGCUCAUGUACGUACAACAACUUUUCUCCCCUCCAUCACUAAUAUCUAUCUGAAGAUGAGAAGCAAGAAGCUAAUACCAAGAAACACAGAAUGACGCAGCAACUUCACUUUUCUACCCUACCGUCCCCGAACUAUGGAUCUCAGAUUUCGCACCCAUAGGCGCAGCAAAAGAAUGGAUCCUCUCUGAUAAAGUGGUUUUAUUCCCUCCUUGGCUUUCCCCAGAAGACGCUGCGAUACACAGCGAGAUCCUGCUGAAAGGGGGCUACACCGGACCUUUGAACUGGUAUUUCCCUUCUCUCUUCCUCACUCCUUCCCCCCUUUCUCCUCCUGAUAAAACCCCCAAAACCAACAACACCCCCAACCAGGUACAAACAAAUCAUGCAACACACCUCCGCCGCCGACGAGCUCACCAUCCCCGACGCAAACAAAUACGUCGACACCCGCACGCUGCUCGUACUAGCAGGCAAGGACUUCGUCGCUCGCGCCGAUCUCGGGGCGCAGAAUCCGAAUGGGAGGUUGAGGAACUACGAGGUGAAGGUUUUUGAGGAGGGGGGUCAUUGGAUCCCUGUUGAGCAGGGGGAGAAGUUGAGUAGGAUGUUGAUGGAGUUUGUGGAGAGUGGGAAUGUGAAUGCGACGGGUGUUGUGUAUGAUGGGAAAUAG